CGCACACGUGCUCCACGCAGCCCGCGCCGGUGGUGAAUGUAACUGCGAGAAAUUCAACUGCGUGGUCUGUGAAGCAGACAGGCGGAGGCGGUGGUAACUGUUCUUAAAAGGAUUUUGCUUCAUAUUUGAUACCAAACCGGACUAAAGGUGACUGGGAAACAGGAAGAGAGCCUUGAUGUGGGCAGUAUGAAUAAGACGCCCCCUAACAGAAGAGGGAUAACAUUUGAGGUGGGAGCUCAGCUUGAGGCCAGAGAUAGCCUCAAAAACUGGUAUGCUGCCAACAUAGAGAAGAUUGAUUACGAUGAUGAGAAAGUACUAAUUCAUUAUCGUCAGUGGAGCCAUCGUUAUGACGAGUGGUUUGAGUGGACAAGUCCCUACCUGAGACCUCUAGAAAGGGUCCAGCUGAGGCGUCAAGGCUUGCAGGACGACGCACCUGUGCCUGGUUUCCAAGUGAACGACAAGGUCCUGGCAAGCUGGUCUGACUGCCGUUUCUACCCUGCUAAAGUAAUCUCGGUCAAUAAAGAUGUUUCUUACACUGUGAAGUUCUUUGAUGGCGUCAUUCAGACGGUGAAAGGAAUACACGUGAAACCUUUUAUUAAAGAGAGAGGUGCUGGAAAGUCACGGAGUACAGAGAGAAACAUGGUUAGACGAGUCCCAAACCGCAAAGACCGCAGACCUCCAGUAAACGGUGAGCCCAGGAACAAGCGGGCUAGACGCAGCACCUCUGACCAGGAGAAUGACAGUAACAGUGAAGAUGAGGAGGGAGAAACGAGGAUGGUCAAUGGGAAAAACAAGAGAGCAAAUGGUAAACUUGAGACCUCGCCCACUCUGAUAAAGGUAGAAGAAAAAUCAGGGCAGGCAGACCAGAAGAAGCCCAGUGAUGCAGAAGAUGGCUGCCAACUUACAAAUGGCACAAACGACUCUCACAAGCAACAUGAUGAAAAAUGUCAUGUAAAUGGAGAUGUGAAAAAGGAAGAAGAGGAAGUGGAAAUGGAUGUGAAUGCAACACAGCCAUACACUAACUCAACUAAGCCAUACACAGAGGUGCCCAAUCAGCCAGAAAAGACAACCACAGUUUCCAGUGAAGAUUUGGAGCAAAAACCAAACCUUGAAUCGGAGAGCUUGCAGCCUACCAUGCCGCCUUUGCCUCAUCCUGUGAAGCCUGUGAGGAAGCAAGGUUUCCACAACCCCAACAGAUUCAGCAGAGAACCAUUGUACAGGGUCAUCAAAAACCAACCACCUCCUGUACUUUCCAUCAACCUGGACCAUAACCCAUUCAAAUGUAAUGUCGCGGGCUGCACCAAGUCAUUCCGUAAGGCCAAACUGCUUCAUUAUCACAUGAAAUAUUACCAUGGUGAGGAGCAGCCAUUAGAGGCUGAGUGCAGUCCCACGAGAAGCAGCCACACCAGGUCAUCAGAGAAACAAGUUACUGGCGCCAGUUCGGAUGGUCCAAAGAGGAGGCGAACCAUAUCUGCUUCCAUGCAUACAGUAGCUGCUCCGGCCACUCGGGGUGAAGUAAAGGCUCCAGGCAGGCGCACAUCUGCUCCCUCUGCAAUCAGCACGCAUGGCCAUCAACAGAGGUUGCUACUAAGGGAGAAAAGCAAAGAGAACCAGCUUGAUAGGAAUGGAUGCCAACCGCAAGAUAAAGAGUCAGACAAGUGUGGCUUUGACAUUGGGCCUGUAAAAGAAAGAACAAAAGAAAAACUCAAACAGAAAGACUUCCUUCGCAUUAAGCUUAAGAAGAGGAAGAAAAAGAAAAAGGCCCAGUCUGACUGCACUGGUAGUGAGGAGAAUAUUGACUUCUCAGUACUGUGCCCUCCACCCAAAUUGAAAAUGCCAUUCAAAUAUCCCCCCUCGCACAAUUACAAGCGUGAGGCCUACCGCGGCAGGCCUGGAUACAGCGACUCAUUGGAGAUAAAUGUGGAUGACGACGAAAGCUUCAGUGAUUGGUCCACUGACAGCUGUGGGUGGAGUGACGAAGACUACGGGUUGGAUGUAGAUGUUACCACCCCACCCCAGAGCCUGGACUGUGGUGCCGAUGGUGACGACCAAGAAAUCGUGCGAUGCAUCUGCGAGGUGGAAGAAGAGAAUGAUUUCAUGAUCCAGUGUGAAGAAUGCUUAUGCUGGCAGCAUGGUACCUGCAUGGGCUUGCUGGAGGACAAUGUUCCAGAUAAAUAUGCUUGUUAUAUUUGCCGAGACCCUCCAGGCCAGAGGCAGAGUCUGCGCUACUGGUAUGACCGCGAAUGGUUGAGCAAUGGCCACAUGUACGGCCUGUCGUUCUUGGAAGAAAACUACUCCCACCAAAAUGCCAAGAAAAUAACUACCACACACCAACUGCUGGGAGAUGUGCACCAUGUGGUCGAGAUCCUCAAUGGACUGCAGCUGAAGUUAAAUAUUUUACAGAAGAACACUCAUCCCGACCUAAAGUUGUGGCGCCAACCUUGGAAGAGAGUUGCAAGGCCACCAACAUGCUCAGACUCUUAUCAAGGCAGUGAUGCUGCUCCCUCUCCUGUCACUCCAGAUGAAGACAUGAGUCGGGGAGAGAUUUUAAUGUCCAAUGCCCUGGAAAAGCUUAGCCGAGCCGCUGCCACCACUUCAUCCUGCUCCUCGUCCCCGUUCCCUUCAUUUCAGGACUCUUACAUCACCAGCGAACACUGCUACCAAAAACCACGGGCCUACUAUCCAGCGGUGGAACAGAGACUGGUCGUUGAGACCCGACAGGGCUCAGAGCUGGAGGACAGCAUGAGAAGCACUGAAGAGCUACUGGAGCGUGAGCAGCGCUUCGGCAGCUUGCUAGAGACGGACAAACCUAGAUCGAUCAGCAUGAGCAACAAGGCUACGUCUGGAGGUUCAUGGUCAGAUGUUGAAAUGAAGAAAGAGGUUUGGAGUCAUUCAGAAGAAAGUGCUGAUAACUGCAAGCAACAACAACAGUGGCAGAUCAACCUGCUGGAUCACAUCGAUGCAGUUCAAGACGAAGUCACACACAGGAUGGACUUUCUUGAGCGAGAGUUGGAUGUGCUGGAGAGCUGGUUGGACUACACAGGGGAACUAGAGCCUCCCGACCCUCUGGCGCGUCUGCCUCAGCUCAAACACCGCAUGAAGCGACUGAUGUCACAGCUGGGAAAGCUGCAUCAGCUCACUAUGUUGAGCUCCACAUGAGGGCGCCACAGAACAGCUGUACUGUAGUUGAAAUCUCGCUGAGCUUGGCAACGCGAGCAACGCGGACCUGAUGUCUGCAGCUGUUUGUCCUUCUUUUAAGGGUUCUAUGUGGUGAAUUCGGAUGCUCCAGCCACUUACAGCCUUGUAUGGAAAAUCAGCAUUAUGAAUCAGGAUUAAACACCAUAAGUAACCUCGCAAAUACAGGAGAAAGUCCUUUAGUGGACCAGAUGACACAAUGGCUCCCAUGCAACUUGAUGCCUUUUGUCUGCCUGUUCAGCUCAAGGUGGCUUGUAUUUCUCUCAGUGCAUACAUAGUGCAUUACACACUAGCUUUAUAUUCAGCUUGCAGUUAAGUUCCGUAAACAAAUACGAGAAUAUUUUUGAACAUGUUCAAUAUAUAUGUUUGUGCUCCAGUCAUGCGUUUUAGCUCAUCCUGUUAAAAAAUGGCUUGAUCCCUUGAUGAUACCCGGUAUGUAAUGGCACUUUACAAGCAGUCUUGACAAACUUAUUUCCUGGAGUUUUGUAUUUUCUUCUACACUGUGAAGUUAUUUUUGUCUUCAAUCAAAGGUUUCUUUGUUCUUAUUUUUCCACAGCUUUUGAAACGGUGACCAGCGUGAAUUGUGUUUUGUCUUAGCGCUUCUCUCCAAAGCGUUAGUUUUUAUUUGUUUUCCAAUUAUUCCAUAAUAACACUCUCUCCAUGGUUGCCGUAGAUCCAAAAGGUUUCACUGAAGACUUACUAUGGACUGCAUCCCUCCUUAACUUGGUUCCUUGCUCUUGCCCAUGACAACAUACUCUUUUGACAAGUUUCAUUUCCAUUUUCCACCUCUUUGUUUACAAUACUUUGUAAAUAUUUUCAUCUUAAUGUGCUCAUCUUUUCAGAAAAAAGUCUCUUCAUAUACAGAUGUCCCACGCUACUGUACUGUCUGGCUUAGAGCAGGGAAAAUGUUGGAACAAUGCAAAAAAAAAAAAAAAAAAAAUCUGUUGGUACAUUAAUAAACGAUCAGCAUCAUUAACCAUAA
Messenger RNA from Corythoichthys intestinalis (scribbled pipefish), 4177 nucleotides. It is a transcript of the gene phf20a, whose product is annotated as PHD finger protein 20, a. The transcript has 17 exons. The coding region runs from base 187 to 3159 and encodes 990 amino acids. Lineage: Eukaryota; Metazoa; Chordata; Actinopteri; Syngnathiformes; Syngnathidae. Gene Ontology annotation, cellular component: MLL1 complex; NSL complex. The record is from RefSeq and is a predicted model, not a curated record. Gene Ontology annotation, biological process: regulation of transcription by RNA polymerase II.